AUGUCGAAAGGUCCAGCUGUUGGUAUCGACUUGGGGACGACUUUCUCUUGUGUUGGUGUAUUUCAACACGGCAAGGUGGAGAUUAUUGCCAAUGAUCAAGGCAAUCGUACCACCCCGAGUUAUGUCGCUUUUACGGAUACGGAGCGUCUUAUUGGUGAUGCUGCCAAGAAUCAGGUGGCUAUGAAUCCCAGCAACACGGUAUUUGAUGCCAAGCGAUUGAUAGGACGUCGUUUUGACGAUAAGGCAGUGCAAGAUGAUAUGAAGCAUUGGCCUUUCAAGGUGAUCAACUCAGGAGGCAAGCCAAAGAUCGAAGUUGAGUAUCGUGGUGAGACAAAGCAGUUCAGCGCAGAGGAGAUCUCAUCCAUGGUACUGUCAAAGAUGAAGGAAACUGCAGAAGCGUACUUGGGCAAGAAGGUAUCAGAUGCGGUUGUCACAGUGCCGGCUUACUUCAAUGAUAGUCAACGCCAGGCAACGAAGGAUGCGGGUGCGAUAUCGGGUCUGAAUGUAUUACGUAUUAUCAACGAACCGACAGCGGCUGCCAUCGCCUACGGUUUGGAUAAGAAGGUAGGCAAGGAGCGCAAUGUACUUAUUUUCGACUUGGGUGGCGGCACCUUCGAUGUGUCCAUCCUAUCCAUAGAGGAUGGCAUCUUUGAGGUGAAGUCGACUGCCGGUGACACGCACCUUGGUGGUGAGGACUUCGAUUCUCGCCUGGUUAGCCACUUUGUGGAGGAGUUCAAGCGAAAGCAUAGGGGGAAGGAUUUGACAUCGAAUAAGAGAGCCAUCCGUCGACUGAGAACGGCGUGUGAGAGAGCGAAGAGAACGUUGAGUUCGAGUGCUCAGGCGAACAUAGAAAUCGACUCGUUGUUGGAGGGCAUCGACUUCUACACAUCGAUCACACGGGCUCGCUUCGAGGAGCUGUGCUCGGAUCUCUUCCGCAGCACGUUGGAUCCAGUUGAGAAGGCGCUGCGGGAUGCAAAGUUGGACAAGGGUGCCGUUCACGAUAUAGUGUUGGUGGGCGGUUCAACGCGUAUACCGAAGGUCCAAAAGUUGCUUCAAGACUUCUUCAAUGGGCGUGAGUUGAACAAGUCCAUCAAUCCAGACGAGGCGGUUGCUUACGGUGCGGCGGUGCAGGCAGCCAUUCUGACUGGCGACAAGUCGGAAGCGGUGCAGGAUCUGCUUCUGCUCGAUGUGGCGCCACUGUCGCUGGGUCUGGAGACAGCAGGUGGUGUGAUGACUGCGCUGAUAAAACGCAACACAACAAUCCCAACGAAACAGACACAGACCUUCACCACCUACUCAGACAAUCAGCCGGGUGUGCUGAUUCAGGUGUACGAGGGCGAGCGCGCGAUGACGCGUGACAAUAACUUGCUGGGCAAGUUUGAGCUGUCGGGUAUCCCACCAGCGCCCCGUGGCGUGCCUCAGAUUGAGGUGACGUUUGAUAUAGAUGCUAACGGCAUCCUCAACGUGUCGGCAGUGGACAAGUCGACAGGGAAGCAGAAUAAGAUCACCAUCACCAAUGACAAGGGUCGCCUAUCGAAGGAGGAGAUAGAGCGGAUGGUGAAUGAUGCCGAGAAGUUCAAACAAGAGGAUGAAAGGCAGAGGGAUCGUGUGGCAGCCAAGAAUGGGUUGGAGAGCUAUGCCUUCACCAUGAAGUCGACAGUGGAAGAUGAGAAGGUGAAGGAUAAGAUAAGCGAGUCGGAUCGAAAGAAGAUAACGGAGAAGUGUGAAGAGACGAUCAAGUGGUUGGAUGGGAACCAACAGGCGGAUAAGGAGGAGUACGAGCACAGACAGAAGGAGUUGGAGAGUGUGUGCAAUCCCAUCAUCACGAAGAUGUACCAGGAGGCAGGUGGUGCUGGUGGCAUGCCUGGAGGUAUGCCAGGAGGCAUGCCUGGUGGUGGUGGCAUGGGUGGUGCGAGUUCUGGUGGCCGUGGUCCCACUAUUGAGGAGGUUGACUAA
Molecule: messenger RNA, 1956 nt
Organism: Echinococcus granulosus
Lineage: Eukaryota; Metazoa; Platyhelminthes; Cestoda; Cyclophyllidea; Taeniidae
Product: Heat shock cognate protein
Exons: 1
Coding region: 1-1956 (651 amino acids)
Biological process (GO): protein refolding; cellular response to unfolded protein; vesicle-mediated transport
Cellular component (GO): nucleus; cytosol; cytoplasm
Molecular function (GO): misfolded protein binding; ATP-dependent protein folding chaperone; ATP hydrolysis activity
Source: RefSeq, a predicted model, not a curated record